Molecule: messenger RNA, 5954 nt
Organism: Strongylocentrotus purpuratus (purple sea urchin)
Lineage: Eukaryota; Metazoa; Echinodermata; Echinoidea; Camarodonta; Strongylocentrotidae
Product: catenin alpha-2
Exons: 21
Coding region: 152-2887 (911 amino acids)
Biological process (GO): cell migration; cell-cell adhesion
Cellular component (GO): adherens junction; catenin complex
Molecular function (GO): beta-catenin binding; actin filament binding; cadherin binding
Source: RefSeq, a predicted model, not a curated record
AUAAUACGUGCAUUCAAGAUACAUGUACAGCGUACAUACAGUGUAACGUAUUGAGAUUAACGGCCAAGCGCAAGUUAGACGGAUCCUUGGAAUUAUUUAUCGAAAAAGUGCAUUACUGAAAGAAGAGGAAGAUUACUUAGUAAGACUAGACAUGUCAGGAAGCAUGUCACCCCAGAGGGGUACCAUGACCCUCAAAUGGGACCCCAAGAACCUGGAGAUUCGCACCUAUUCAGUCGAGAAGACUUUGGAGCCGUUGGUUACACAGGUAACCACACUAGUCAACACCAAGCCAUCCAAGAUGAAGAAAGGUCGAUCUAAGAAGGCUCAUGUCUUGGUGGCUGCUGUGAUCAAGGCUACAGAGAAGUUCAUAGAGAAAGGAGAGGAGAUUGCUCAUGAGAUACCAGAUAUUGAAAGGGAGAUGCUACAAGCAGUGGAGGAAGUCAGGAGCACCGGUGAAGAGAUGCGUGUAGCAUCCAGUGAGUUUGCUGAAGAUCCAUGUUCAUCUGUUAAACGAGGUUCCAUGGUGAGGGCUGCCCGUGCCUUACUAUCCGCUGUCACCAGACUUCUUAUCUUAGCUGAUAUGGUGGAUGUACAUCUUCUACUUCAAACUCUCAGAGUCGUUGAAGAUGACUUGGAUAAGAUCUUACGAUCUCAGAACCCGGAAGAUCUGAUGAGCAAUUUCAAACGCUUUGGACAAAACAUGAUGGAGUUCAACGACAUCUCUGGUCGCAGACAAAAUGAUCUGAAGGAUCCUCGACGUCGUGAUGAGAUGGCUGCUGCAAGGGCAGACCUCAGGAAACACAGCACUAUGCUCUUCACUGCUUCUAAAGCUUGGCUGAGGCAUCCUGACGUACCGGCAGCUCGAGAGAAUCGUGACUAUGUUGUCAAACAGCUUGAGGAUGCUAUGAAUGCUAUCUCUAAUGUUUCCCAAGCAACGGGAGAUUCCAGCGCCAAUCCUAACAUUGAAGGAUCGGGAGAACUUAUCGCAGCACUCGAUGAGUUAGAUAAAAAGAUCAAGAUGAGUCCCCUGGAGUACAAUGAGGUGCGUACACGCCCCUCUCUAGAGGAACGUCUUGAGAGUAUCAUCAGUGGUGCGGCGCUCAUGGCUGAUUCAUCAUGCACCAGGGAUGAUAGGAGAGAGAGGAUUGUAGCUGAGUGUAACAAUGUCAGACAGGCUCUGCAGGAUCUACUCUCAGAAUACAUGAAUUGUGCUGGAAGCAGAGACCGUAGUGAUCCGUUGGAUGAAGCUAUCGAGAGAAUGUGCAAGAAAACCAAAGAUCUACGCAGACAGCUCCGUAAAGCGGUGGUUGAUCAUGUGUCUGAUUCCUUCUUGGAGACCAACAUCCCUCUCCUUGUCCUGAUCGUAGCUGCUAAGAGCGGCAACGAAGCAGAGGUUGAGAAGUAUGCCAAGGUCUUCCAGGAACAUGCUAACAAACUGGUAGAGGUUGCCAAUUUGGCCUGUUCCAUGUCCAACAACGAGGAGGGAGUGAAGAUGGUUCGCAUGGCAGCAUCACAGAUUGAGAACCUAUGCCCUCAGGUGAUCAAUGCAGCUCGUAUCUUAGCUGCCAGACCUCGUAGCAAGGCUGCCCAGGAUAACAUGGAUGUAUUCAAAGAUCAAUGGGAGACACAGGUUCGUCUGCUAACAGAGGCAGUGGAUGAGAUCACUACCAUUGAUGACUUCUUGGCUGUUUCAGAGAGCCAUAUUUUGGAGGACGUGAAUCGUUGCGUGAUGGCGCUACACCAGGAGGAUCCUGAGACCUUAGACCUGACUGCUAACUCCGUCAAAGGCCGAUCAGCUCGUAUCUGCACUGUAGUCAACUCUGAGAUGUUAAACUAUGAAUCAGGACUCUACACAGACAAGGUCAAGGAAGCUGUCGCUAUUCUCAAGAAUGAAGUUAUCCCCCAUUUCUCUAACAUGGUUGAGAUAGCUGUAGUAGCUCUGAGCUCUCAGCCUCCUAAGGACACCGAGGAGAAUGAGUUUGUGGAUGCAUCUCGCAUGGUGUAUGACGGUGUGAGAGAAAUCAGGAGAGCAGUACUUAUGAAUAGGAAUCCAGAUGAGAUUGAGACCGACACUGAAGUGGACUACGAAGAGGAAUAUGAUGUCAAGAGCAAAUCGAGCUACCAGACCGAGCCUUAUGAGGAGGAAGAUGUCAAGGAAGGUCUUACAUCAAGGGCAAUGAUGAGAGAUCUACCUCCUGAGGAGAAGGAGAAGAUCAAGGAAGAAGUGGAGCUGUUCCGUCAAGAGAAGGCGAAACUAGAUCUGGAGAUGGCUAAAUGGGAUGAUAGUGGGAACGAUAUCAUCAUCUUAGCUAGACAGAUGUGUAUCAUCAUGAUGGAGAUGACAGACUUUACCCGUGGUAAGGGUAAGCUGAAGUCCACUAUGGAUGUGAUAAACGCUGCUAAGAGAAUCGCUGACACUGGUACCAAACUCGACAAACUAGCCAGACAGAUCGCUGAUCAGUGCCCAGACUCUUCGUCUAAAGAGGAUCUGCUCGCAUACCUUCAGCGUAUCGCCCUCUAUUGUCAUCAGUUGAACAUCACCAGUAAAGUCAAAGCUGAGAUUCAGAACAUCAGUGGAGAGUUGGUCCUGUCUGGGUUGGACAGUGCUACUUCUCUCAUCCAAGCUGCUAAGAACUUGAUGGGUUCUGUUGUGCAGACCGUUAAGGCUUCCUAUGUAGCAUCAACCAAGUUCAGGUCUAAGAUGAAGGCAGGUGGAACAACUGCUUCUCCUGUAGUCCUGUGGAAGAUGAAAGCACCAGAGAAGAAGCCUCUCGUCAGACGUGAGAUCCCGGAUGAGGUUCAUUCUAAGAUCAGGAAAGCUGCUAAGAAACGUGAAGUUAAUCCUGUACAGGCUCUAAGUGAAUUCAAGGAGAAAGGCCCAUUCUAAGUUACUAACACUAAAACAAAUCUAAUCAUAAUUAGAUCUCUCUCUCUCUACAAUGCUACCAAAGGAAAACUUUUCAGAUGGCCUUGCUAGAUAGCUGAUAUUUUCACAUAGACUGGUAUUCUGCUAAUUCAGUGAAACGUGACACAACUCUUUUUCUUAAAAGAUAUCAGUAAAUGAGGCUACUUUUGGCAGGUGACCUUUUGUUAAAAUAUCCCCAAACGCCACUUUUAUUUUGAUGUGAAUAAAUCUAGGACUGCUACAGUAUCUUCAAAUGAUGUAAGAUCAAAGCAAAAGGUAAUGCUGAUUACUUACAGACCAGUUACACUGUAUUUUAAAGAAUCUUUUCAAUAGUUGUUCUGAAUCGUUGAUUAGUAAGUAAAUGAGAACCUGUUUUUUAACCUGCAAAAUUAUACAUUGUAGGAAGAUGUCAAACUCUGAUGAAUAUUAUUAUUUAAGAAGAAAAAGAAAACACAGAUAUGUAGCUAUGGGACUAGUAAAUGUACUUAUUGUCCAAAAGAGCUCAGCCAAGAGCGAUCCUUCAGUUGUUAUAACAUGUAUUCAUUAUAACUAUUACCAGUACUCACUAUCACUUUUAAACUGUACCUAAGCAUACAAGAGUACUAAGCAUUGAUGUAAUGCAAAGAAAUCCAAACCAAAGCUACUUGCUAAACAAAUAUUCAUGUUUUUAAAUAGUCAGUUGAAGAUCAAAUGAAAGUGCUUGUUGAAUAAAAAAGCUGACAUAACCCUAUGAAGGAUUAGAGAAAUGUAGUUUGUCUUUUCCAUCAGCCUAAUUUAACAUAUACACUGUAAGUUGUUAUGGAGGUGAUGUAUAUGUAACUAGGUUAAUACAAACAGUCGUUUCUUAGCAGGUAAGCUUUCUAUUAUAGUAAGAUAAUGAUAUAAUUGUACAGCAGUAAAUGUAUGUAAUAAUACUAAAAUUCAUUCUUAAGAAUCAUAUUGCACUCAUGAACAUUCAUGCAUUUUGCAGUGCUGUAAAUGUUAUGUUUUAUUCUCUAAUUCAAUCAAGAUAUUGUUAUUUAUUUUAGUUAAAUGUUUAUUUAAAGUGUGUGUAGUCAUUAAGAUAAAGUGAUUGAAGCCUAUUCAUGUAUUCAAUAUAAAAUUUAAUUCUCUUCAUGCAUGUAUUCAUAAAUGUUAAGAAUGCUGUUGGAAAAAAAGCUUUUAAACAAAUUUAGGCUUUUGCUACCUUUUAAUUUGACCAACGAUGUCAGUUUGUAUGAUAUACUCAGUACUAGAGUAAGCUAUGGUCCAAUAUUAUACAGCUUCAUAGAAAUGCUUGCUUUUUAGUACUAAAUCUGUAAUUAGUACUUUUGUAAUUACCAAAAAAUUAUGUUGUUAAAAGUAUCUUACAAAUGGUUAGUCACUAGAAGGUCACAGUGAAGAAGUUUAAACUUUUUAAAAUUUCCAUUAGCUUAAAUUAUGCUUGUAUCUAAAAGUGAAGGUAAAUAGGCAUUAGCAUUGCUUGCAUGCUGUCGAUAAUAAUAAUGGUCAUUCAUACUGCGCUAUACACAAAGAAGUUCCAUUGCACUUACAAUGUAAAUACCAUAAGAAACAGACUACAACAAAACUUAUUGUUCGAAUUGAGGCAUGGUGUAUUGUUCUUAAUUGUUCUAAAACAUACACUGUGGGCCGCUAGAUUAUUUGCAAAUGAAAUCAAUGUUAUUUAUAUAUACUUCUAGUUCUACUCAAACAAUGUCUCAAUAUAUUACAGUCUACACAAUAACGGAAUGGAAUGCCUACAUAAUAUUUAGUGAUCAAAUAUAUUUGUAACAAAUUUCACUCUAGCAAUGUGAAAGGUUGUGUUUUUAUUUCUUUAUCAGUUUAGAUUAUGUAUAUAAGACAUAGAAUGGAGGGUGCUAGUGAUGGAGUUGGAUUUGGUAAUUAUAAAUCAGUCAGUGUGAAAUGAAAAAUCAAUUUGUAUUUGUGUUAUUUGGCGUUAUGAUACGUCUAGAUUGUGCCUUCAAGGAUACUGCUUCCUAAUGGAUAAGCAUUUUAGCCAGAGUAUCGAAAUGUAUCUUUAAGCCUCUUUUCAGUCAAUUUUUUAAAUGUUGAUUGCAGUUCUGAUGCAGUAAGCUUUUUCUUCCCUUGCAGAUUCUCGUAAUAGAAAGAUUAUCCCUUCAUAGAUAUUUAAUUGCACAUACAUUUGGUAUCAGUUUAUUCAUGUUAGAAUCACACAUGUUGCUUAAAAUGAUAGUCUUGCCAUGAAAAUGUGAUGAAAGUGAACUUCUGAUUAGAAAGAAAACAUGAAGCUUGGUUUUCUGAUAGUGUUUUUAUACGAGCUCAUAUGUUUGGUAUUGUCGCAGUUAAUUAUAGUAUUUUUUUCUGCAUAGGAAGAAAUACUGCAGCAGACUUUGAUCUUUUCCACCUCACGUACUUAGCAAUGUUUGCUUGGUUGUGACUUGUGAGAAGGUCAAAGUGUUGUAAGAUAUAACUGACUGAUUGCAGCAUAGAUCAAGUUUAACAUUCAUUAAUAGUAAUGUCCUGUAUUAUUAUCACGUUUUAAAUAGCUUUUUAAUCAUUCUUUGCUUUGUGUGUAUGUUUUGCAUUCCUUCACAAGUUCACACCGAGAGGCUUCGCGCUUUAAUCAGUGAUUUUGAUUUUUUUUUUUUUUUUUUUAAAGAUUGAGUUUGUUGUACAUAGACAGAAGUCCUUAUCUAAUAUUGCAUAGUUCUUCCACUACCAUCAGUAGGGUGUCCCUGAUAACAAGUUUGAUGUGACCACUCUGUUUUAUCAAAACACUGAAUACCUAAUUCACGGAUAAUAUGUUCUGAAAUAGUGAUAGUUGUAGCAUUGAGAUUUUAAUGUAUAGUAUGCUGAUAUUUGUUACUUAUUCUGAUAUUUAUUUAAGAAUUGGUGAGGGUUCGGUCUUAUGAUAUACAACCUAAAGAUUUUGUGAUUUACCAUGAGUUAAUUGAUUUGUAUUCAGUUGUUAUGUAUUCCUUAUUUCAUACUCUUUACUUUCUAUCUUAAACAUCAAGCUUUUUCAAUGCUUCUGCUAACAAAAUGAAUGAAAAAAUAAAUGUUUCAAAUUGCAUAAUUUCAUAUUCGA